CCUGUAGAGUAAAAGUGAUCUCUUAACCAUUUUUCUCUUUUUCAUCUACUUUUUAUUGAUAGUAUUUUAGGCUCAUUUCUCUCCGAGUGCCUGUUACUACAUCUGAAUGCUUUACUUUCCAUCAGCGCUUUGCACAUGAAUAUAGAUGGGAUUUAUUUAACCGAAAUGUAUUGAAUUUUAUUUAACUUGUUACAGAAGAUCAGAUAUCAUCCUCCUCAGUCAGCCCUCAAAAACCAAAGGCUUAUCGCUUGUGAGCCCCAGCCAUUCGCUAUGGAUGUAUUUAUGAAAGGGCUUUCCAAAGCUAAAGAGGGAGUCGUGGCAGCUGCUGAAAAAACCAAACAGGGUGUGGCGGAAGCAGCAGGAAAGACAAAAGAGGGCGUCCUUUACGUGGGCUCCAAAACAAAAGAAGGCGUUGUACAUGGAGUAACCACAGUGGCUGAAAAAACCAAAGAACAAGUUUCUCACGUGGGUGGAGCAGUAGUUACGGGCAUGACUGCAGUGGCACACAAGACAGUAGAGGGCGCUGGAAAUAUUGCUGCUGCCACAGGUCUAGUGAAAAAGGAUCAGAUGGGUAAACAGAAUGAAGAGGGAUUUGGCCAAGAGGGAAUUUUGGAACAUACAGACAAUAUGAACCCAGACGAGACUUAUGAAACGCCCCGUCAGGAGGAAUAUCAAGAUUAUGAUUCUGAAGCAUGAAUAUUGCGAGCAAGUGUCAUACUCAUAGAAUAUUCAAUGGAUCAUGAUACAUUCCCAAGUACCAAGGCUUCAGAUUUAAUUUAUAUUUUACUUUAACUGUAAAUGGAAGUCUUCCAUCAGCAAAACAAAGUAUUUCUAUUAGAUUUCCUUUUCGGGUACAUUCCACUCUAGGGGUCGACAAUGAGUGGCUAGUUUGUGUUAUGGAUGUUGUGGCUUAAAA
Molecule: messenger RNA, 916 nt
Organism: Bufo bufo (common toad)
Lineage: Eukaryota; Metazoa; Chordata; Amphibia; Anura; Bufonidae
Gene: SNCA
Product: synuclein alpha
Exons: 6
Coding region: 271-696 (141 amino acids)
Biological process (GO): synaptic vesicle endocytosis; regulation of dopamine secretion; synapse organization
Cellular component (GO): cytoplasm; neuronal cell body; axon terminus
Molecular function (GO): cuprous ion binding
Source: RefSeq, a predicted model, not a curated record